UGCCCGAUCUGCAGCUGUAUCUGCGUUCAAUGAACGCACGGCUGUGGCUCGAACGCUGAAUGGAUCUUUGGCUCGUGGUUCGGGGUGGAUUUACAGAAUCCCGGGCGACAUCGGAAGUAGGUAGACGCCAAGAUCCUUUUUGCCCAGGGGGUUGAUCAUCCUGCCAGGGGGUUGAUCGGGAGUCUAUAAAACCGGACUGAUCCUUGCUGGGUUGCAUCAUUCGAGCGAGAAACUCCAAACGAUCGAGACGCGUGUGGCAAAAGCAAAUGAGUGAGCAGUGAUUUGAGUUCAAGGAUCGGUAUUAAAUACAAAAUAGAAGAUCGUUGAUCAGUAACCAUAAGGAAUAUUCACAAAGCAACCAUGGAUAAACUCAAGUACAGCCGCUGUCCGCUCAAGAAGCGUCCGAUAAUGGUGGAGGAGUCCAGUCCAGAGGAUCUUUUAAGUCAUGAUGAGGGACCCGUGGACUUGAGUGUGGCCUCAGCAGCCGUGCCUUUGGAACCCCAUUGGAUGGCUAAGACAGAACAAGAACCUCAUCCGGUGCCCACUGAAAUGAGGCGUCGCUUUGAUGCCGCCCUGAAUCAAACCAAGGAGCAAUUGGCCCGUCGCAUUUGGGAGGAAACCCGUGAGAUAGCCCGUGCGUUUCCGGACGUUUUCACCCGCGAGGAAAUCGCCAAGAGCCUGGCUCGCCUCGGCUACGGUGAAUUCGAGUUGCCACCCGAGGAGGCGGUAAUGGAACCGGAGCAGGAACCAGAGCAGCAAAUCCCUCUUGGAUACGCCAGAGAUGCUAGCCCAACCAUCAUCAAGGUUGAACCCACUGAUGAGGAUCAAUUCCCCCUGCGAAACUACAAUAAUAACCUACUCAAAAGCAUAGCCGAGUAUGAGGAUUGUAUGAAAAUGCAGAACAUCAAAGAGGAGAUAGCUCCGGUCCCACAACCCCAGUUGUUUUAUCCACCCCCCACUCCACUGGCCGAACCGGAGGACCUUUCCGUAACCCAGCGGAGAGUUCUGAGCGAGAACAUGAAUCUGCAAAACGUAGCCAGAGCUCUGCUUAGCAUGCAACACGUGGCUCCGCAGCAUACGCAGCAUUCGCCGCCUCCGAUGGACAUGGAGGAGGAUCAGGAGAAUCAGGACAUCAACCAGCUGAAGAUCAAGAGCAGCAAUGACCUGUACUACCAGUGCCAGCAGUGCAACAAGUGCUAUGCCACCUAUGCAGGAUUGGUGAAGCAUCAGCAAACGCACGCCUACGAAAGCACAGAGUACAAGAUCAUUAGAAGCCAGCCUGGAGGAUCUGGUGCCAUAGUCGACCAAACCGAGUUCUGCACAGAUCAAGCUUCGGCUUUGAUUCAGGCAGCUAAUGUAGCCUCAGCACAGAGCAUGCAAAAGCCAGUGGGAGUACCGCGAUACCAUUGCCAGGAUUGCGGAAAGAGCUACUCCACCUACUCGGGACUCUCCAAGCACCAGCAGUUCCAUUGUCCUUCGGCCGAGGGCAACCAGGUGAAGAAGGUCUUCAGCUGCAAGAACUGCGACAAAACCUAUGUGUCCUUGGGCGCCCUAAAGAUGCACAUUCGUACACAUACGCUGCCCUGCAAGUGCCCCAUUUGCGGCAAGGCCUUUUCGCGACCAUGGCUCCUCCAGGGUCACAUACGCACCCACACGGGUGAAAAGCCCUUCAGCUGCCAACACUGCAACCGUGCCUUCGCCGAUAGGUCAAAUCUUCGCGCGCACAUGCAAACCCAUUCGGAUGUGAAGAAGUACUCCUGCCCCACCUGCACCAAGUCCUUCUCGCGCAUGUCCCUGCUGGCCAAGCACCUGCAAAGCGGUUGCCAGAGUGAGCAGAGUGGAGGUCCCAGUGGGUCAGGAGGUGGCUUCGAUCAGCAGCAGCUACAGCAGCACCUCCAGGGCUACGAGGAGGGUCACAAUCCCCAUCCCCACCAAGUCUACUACGCCGGCAGUGUAGGCAGCAGUAACGGCGAAGAGGAGGAGGGCGGGAACUACUCAAUUCCACCACCGGCCAUUUAUUAAUCUUCAACGUUAAAUCAUAUUCUUAGUCAGUUUAACCAAAGCCAGUAGUCAGAUUCAGGGAAAAGUCAGUGCCAAAAAUUAGUCAGGGCAAUUUUAUUGCCUCUUAGGGUCUCUAGCUUACCAGAAAUAUUUAUUUAGAGUUAUUACUUAAUUAUUCCAAUACUCAUAUCGCAGUUGAAAGCUUAGCCUUAGAUUGUUUUCGUUGACAAUUCCUUGUAUUAUAGAUCAUUGUUGAAACUCGUUUGUGUAUAAAUCAAAACGGUGCCAGAGAAUUAAGCCCCAAUUCAUACCACACACUAACUUAUAAUUUAAUCUUAUAAUUUAUUUUAAAUUAUACUUUAUGAUUUAAGCCUUGUAAAUAUGGUAAAGGUAGCCAUUUACUUGCAUGUAUUUAAAUUUAAUUUUUGU
Drosophila yakuba is the source of this 2430-nucleotide messenger RNA. It is a transcript of the gene wor, whose product is annotated as zinc finger protein 135. Gene Ontology annotation, biological process: regulation of DNA-templated transcription. The record is from RefSeq and is a predicted model, not a curated record. Gene Ontology annotation, molecular function: DNA-binding transcription factor activity, RNA polymerase II-specific; RNA polymerase II cis-regulatory region sequence-specific DNA binding. NCBI's taxonomy places the organism in Eukaryota, Metazoa, Arthropoda, Insecta, Diptera, Drosophilidae. The coding region runs from base 361 to 2022 and encodes 553 amino acids. The transcript is spliced from 2 exons.